ACUGUCAGAUGACUUGAGUCAUGAGGUGUCGCUUGAAACUGAAAGGAUCUUUAAACAGACCCUGUUUGUGUGUUGUGUUUUUGCAAACUCUUAUACAUUAGAGCCACAAAGUAAAUUAAUCUGUGUUGGAGAGGCGUCUUCCAACAUGCAGAACGUCAUAAACACAGUGAAAGGCACUGCUCUGGGAAUGGCAGAGUUGUUAACGCCUGUUUUGAAGGAAUCCAAGUUUAAGGAAACUGGGGUUAUAACUCCAGAGGAGUUUGUGGCUGCAGGAGAUCACCUGGUUCAUCACUGUCCCACGUGGAAAUGGGCAUCUGGAGAAGAAGCAAAAGUGAAGCCUUAUCUGCCCAAAGACAAACAGUUUCUAUUAACCCGGAAUGUUCCAUGUUCCAAGCGCUGUAAACAGAUGGAGUACUCUGAUGAGCUGGAGGCCAUUAUAGAAGAGGAUGAUGGAGAUGGGGGCUGGGUCGAUACCUACCAUAACUCUGGGGUGAUGGAAGCAGUUCGAGAAAUCUCAUUGGAUAAUAAGGAAAAUAUGAACGUGCAGAUAGGUGCUCAUGGAAAUUGUGAUAACCAUGAUGAUGAUGAGGAUGAAGGAGAGGCAGCAGACAUGGAAGAAUAUGAAGAGAGUGGACUUUUGGAGACAGAUGAUGCCACUCUUGAUAUGAGUAAAAUGGCUGAUUUAAGUAAAAACAAGGCAGAGGCUGGUGGCGAAGAUGCUAUUCUACAGACAAGAACUUAUGAUCUUUACAUCACAUAUGACAAAUAUUACCAGACGCCAAGACUGUGGCUGUUUGGAUAUGAUGAGGACAGACAACCCCUGACUGUUGAUCAGAUGUAUGAAGAUAUCAGCCAGGAUCACGUAAAGAAAACGGUCACCAUUGAAAACCACCCUAACCUGCCCCCACCUGCUAUGUGCUCUGUGCAUCCAUGCAGACAUGCAGAAGUGAUGAAAAAGAUUAUCGAGACUGUGGCAGAAGGAGGAGGAGAACUUGGGGUCCAUAUGUAUCUUCUGAUUUUCUUGAAAUUUGUGCAAGCUGUUAUUCCUACAAUAGAAUAUGACUACACAAGGCAUUUUAUCAUAUAACCCACCAUUUCAGAGAUGACAAUAACAUGUUUUGUGUUUUACAAGUAGAUGUUGUUCCUGUGGUGAGGAAAACUAAAAAGACUCUUUCCUGAAACGACAAUCAGAUUGUCAGAAGUUCUCUGAAAUGCCUAGCAGGCAUUUCUCUCAACCAUUCUUCAGCUGAUCUCUUUAUUAUGGUGCAUUUACAUACAACGCAAAGAACAUUAUCGCCUCGCAUUGUUCGCGUGAGUUUGACCGCUGGAUUAUACAUUUGUGUUUAAACUUGCAGGUUCGCAUUACUCGCACGAACGCGAGUAUUCCCCCUUCUCUUCCAUUUUUCCAGAAUUGUUCUGCUACUACGUCAGUACAUCUGUGACAUCCGGACAAUCUCAAUGCUGAUAGGCUUUCGCAACAACGCGUCAUUAAAAUGUUUCGCUUGAGUUGAAAAAUGUCAAUUUGCGAGAAGACGCGAAUGCAGUGAUUUUGCUUCAUUCGUGCCGCCCGGUGUGAAUUGGCAUCUAUUCGCAUCUUUGCAUUGACUUUGUAUGUAACAGUGCCGUGCGAAACGCUCGCUUCGCGUUGUAUGUGAAUGCACCAUAAGUCCAUCGUUCUUAUGCUGUCCUCAAACUAUAAAAGUGUUUUGUUUUUUUUUAUAUUUACUUAUCAAAUAACCUGUGCGGCAUUGAACAAGCCAUUCUCUUGUUUUAAUGGCUAAUAAUAAAUUGCUAUC
Molecule: messenger RNA, 1796 nt
Organism: Xyrauchen texanus (razorback sucker)
Lineage: Eukaryota; Metazoa; Chordata; Actinopteri; Cypriniformes; Catostomidae
Product: ubiquitin-like-conjugating enzyme ATG3
Exons: 12
Coding region: 146-1087 (313 amino acids)
Biological process (GO): autophagy of mitochondrion; autophagosome assembly; nucleophagy
Cellular component (GO): cytosol; cytoplasmic ubiquitin ligase complex
Molecular function (GO): Atg8-family ligase activity
Source: RefSeq, a predicted model, not a curated record